Molecule: messenger RNA, 1234 nt
Organism: Xenopus laevis (African clawed frog)
Lineage: Eukaryota; Metazoa; Chordata; Amphibia; Anura; Pipidae
Gene: rac3.L
Product: ras-related C3 botulinum toxin substrate 3
Exons: 6
Coding region: 144-722 (192 amino acids)
Source: RefSeq, a predicted model, not a curated record
GACUAUUUCCCUCCCCCGCUCUGCAAUUUCCGCCUCCUUUCAUCCAUACUCUGGCUUUGGGCUUGUCGGCUCUAUUCAUCUGCUGUUUUCCCUGGAUUAAGGUUUUAUUGCUAACUGCCCCUCUUUCUUUUCCUGUUCGGGAGAUGCAGGCCAUCAAAUGCGUUGUUGUGGGAGACGGGGCUGUUGGGAAAACAUGCCUCCUAAUUAGUUAUACAACCAACGCUUUUCCUGGAGAAUAUAUCCCAACUGUGUUUGACAAUUAUUCUGCUAAUGUGAUGGUUGACGGGAAACCAGUGAAUUUGGGACUCUGGGACACAGCCGGCCAGGAGGACUAUGACAGACUUCGACCCCUUUCCUACCCCCAAACGGAUGUGUUUCUGAUCUGCUUCUCCCUUGUCAGCCCUGCAUCAUUUGAGAAUGUCAGAGCAAAGUGGUACCCAGAGGUUCGGCAUCAUUGUCCUAAUACACCUAUCAUUUUGGUGGGUACAAAACUGGACCUUCGAGAUGACAAGGACACAAUUGAGAGGUUGAGGGACAAGAGACUGUCACCAAUCACAUACCCACAAGGUUUGGCAAUGGCCCGGGAAAUAGGUUCUGUCAAAUACCUAGAAUGCUCUGCACUGACCCAGCGUGGCCUGAAGACAGUUUUUGAUGAAGCAAUACGUGCGGUGUUGUGCCCUCCACCUGUUAAGAGGGCAGGGAAGAAAUGUACUGUUUUCUGAUUUCUGUUAACCUUCAGACUGGACCAAACUCCUGACACUUUUUUUUUCCAAAGAAGUGAAUCCCUUCCAGUGUGGAACAUGGGACUGGAGACUUCCAGAUGAUUUCUGUGACUUAGUGUUUUGUGAAUGUACUGAGCAUGGGGUGGGAGGGGAGGGUGAGACAGCGAGAUCCGGCCUGCACUGAUGAGUUCGAGUUUGAGCAUUGUCAACAUUGGGCAUUCACUCUAGGUGGGAACAUCAAUAAGAUCCUGAAUAAGAUGUUCAUGGAUUGUCUGAAAUUUACAUUGGACGUUAACCAUGUAAGGAAGAGAAACAUAGUCUGCAUGUGUCCUGGUGCAUUAAAUAAUCAUUGCUCGGCUUAUAUUUUUUGUUGCAUGGGGAAAGAGGUAAACUGUCCAACUUUCUUGUUCUGUGUUCAGGUUACAAGAAUUCUGUAGUAAAUGUUUUGAAAAUGUGUUAACUUUUUCACAUGUAUGCAUAUGUAAUUAAGUGCUGGUAGAGAUGUUUCCUAA